AGUGAUGCGGGGUGGAGGUGUGGGCGUGGCUCCUCCUGCAUUACUCACCCGCCUUGUGUGUUUACUUUUCUUCCUCCUAAAAGUUGACUUGAAUAAGAAAUGUUUUUCUUGAGAUGGUGAUUAGUGGCAAUAAAGGAAGAGAAAAAAAAGUGGAGUCAACACAGUUACGGCUUGAAAGAGUGCAGGGGUCCUGUUUGUGUGGACUGGAUGAGGUAAUUUUGAGCGCGUUGGCCAGUCUGGUGGGGUGACACCUCGACCUGGGCACAUCCAAGGAGGGCAGCACUGAAUACUGCUUGUGAUAUUAGUGCUACUGACAUACUCUACCGGUUUGCAAGAUGUAAUUUAUAUUACGAGAAAAGAUACGAGAGACUUAAAUGCAGGAUGUCCUUCAAUGAAUUCAGCAGCAAUUCAAGAUCUCGGCCUCCCUUCCCGCGAUCAUUUUCCUCGGUUGUGGAAUGAAUCAUCCCUGCAUCCUGAGAGCGUGCAGCCUCCUUCGUAACGUCAAACAACAGUUCAGUGUAACGAGGUUCUGCGGCCUUUCAAGAGACAAGGAAGAUGGAGGUGGAUUCUUGGGUGAGUGUGCAAGCCAGAAGGGAACGGUUUGAGCAGCUCUAUGAAGACAGUCCUAUUGCCUCCCCUCAAAAUGCUCCCUUCCACCCAACCCCAAGACCCAGAACCUUAUCUGCACCCUACAAGAAUUUACCAAACUGUGAUGAACUCAGGACAUCCCGAGCAAAAAACACCCCAAUAAGUAAUCAUGAAUCGAACUAUAAAAUGUCAAAGUAUGCUUCAAAUAAUGACUCUUGCUCAGGAAGUUCUGAAGUGCCUAUUUCUGGAAAAGUUCUCCAGAAUAUCAAAAUGAAAGAGCAAGGUAAUCAUUCAGGUCAAAAAGAUGAAGUGCCUUUAGAGAGCAAUGCAACACCCAUAUCUAGUGCCACAAAGAAAACCUCAGUGUUCAAACCUGCCAGUUCAGUUACUAACAGAAAAGAUAUGCAAGAUGAAGGAGCAGAGACACCUACAAGUGACACUCAAGGAAAAAGAGGACGAUUUUUUUCUCACAUGCGUUCAAGAUCUCAUGGAAACUUUGCAAUGAAAAGAGAUUCAAGUGCAGAAACAAACACCACAGUAGGCCAGCAGAAUGGUGUCAUGGGACUUAGAGAAAACAAGGUUCACUGGCUUACUCCAAAGUAUAAACAAAGAAGUAUAGAUAACUUGUUGAGCAAUGAAGAUUCUAAGUGCAGUUCAUCAUUUGAAGGCAAGCAAAAGCUUGUGUCAAAUGUUGUGAAAAACAUGAAAAACAAAGAAACACCAACUAUAUUAAGAAAAUUCAGCUUUUCAUCAAAAAAUGAAAAAGAUAUGAAAAAUCUUAAGGAAAAAUCUGUUCUUCCAAAUACAAGACAUAAGCAAUCUAGUAUUUUCCCCUCUGUAUCAGAAAAAUCAAACAAUCACAAGUCUAGUAGUAGGGAUUCAGGAAUUAACAUGGAUCACAGACUUAUCACAGAGGAAAAAACAUCAAAAACUAAAUCUCAUGCCUCAGAUAUUGCUAUAGUUCCAGUCCUAAUUGCAAAAGCAGUGGCAGAGGUUGCAUCCAAAAGGUGUGCUGCACAAACAUAUGACAAAACUAGCAGUGCAUCAUCCUUGUCCAGUGAAGACAGGCUUUGUGACCCACCUGCAAGACCUCCACGCCGGCGGGCAGCAGGUCUUGGUCCAAAUCCUCGGAGGAAGGGUAAGGCACCUUCUCCUCCCAGUCAAUCCUCACCCAUUGCAAUUAACCAGAAUCAAGAAAUUCAUGGUGACUCAUCAUAUCAGAUUUCUUCACCUGAUGCAUCUCCUGACAUCAUCUCAAGAAGAUUUAGGGACUCAAGUGAUCAUUUUAAAUCAUGUGAAUCUCUUGCAUCGUGUCACUCUCCAGAGAGGUCCUUUGAGAAUUUGCAUGAAAUCACACAUGCAACCUCUACGCCUGUGAGCAAAUGCACAAGUACCAUUGAUUCAAAACCUAGAUGUAAAUCUUCAAGUGGACAACGGCAUGGGGAUGAUGGAAAAAAGGAUAUAUUCAAAAGUGAGAUUCUGUCAGUAAACUUGAAAAGCAUUAAAGCAAAUACAAUGGGAGAAAAUCACCAUGAUAAGAAUGAAACCUCAGAACAAAAAAGUACCACAGAGGUGGAAGGCUUGCCACCUGGUCCACCUCCUAAAAAACCUCCAAGAACCUUUGCCUAUGACAUUUACAAAAAUAUUAGCAUGCCUUCACUUGAAAUUGAAGGUGAUGAUGGUAGUAAAAAGGAGAAGACUGAGGAAAAGAGUUCCCCACCAAUUUAUGCUGUACCAAUCAAAAAGAAGAAUAACAAGAUGAUCCCUAAGCCACCUGUUAGAAGCAAAAGUGACCUAUCCAAGGAGAGUAAUAAACCAUCAGUUGCUCCUAAACCUCCUCAUGUUCUGGCCAAGGCUAAGAGAGCUUCCCUGGUUGACCCUCUUUCCAAUGUAGAGAAAGAUGAAGAAACAACCAUUACAUCAGAGUUUCAGCGGCAGGCACAUGUUCGUUACAGCCUUCGGAAACCAAACCAGUUAUCAUCUACUUCAUCUCAUGAUAAGAUAGAAAAUACCCAGGACAACUCACAUCCAAAGCAUGAGAACAGUUCUUCAGAGAUUCAUUAUCAUCCUAACUAUUCUACUAUUGAUUAUGAAGAUGAAAAUAACCUUACAUCAGAUUAUAGUAAGCCAAAAAGAGACACUAGUUCCAAGGUCAGCAAUUCUCCAGGGUCAAGAGAAAUCAGGAGCCAGCCCAUGGGUAUGUCUUCUCCAAAUAAAGAUAAGUGCCACAGUGAAUAUGAGGACAUUGCACCUAUGACCUCAUCCAACUCAUCCACUGAAAAUGAGCAACCGUUGUCGCUGACGUACUGCUUUGCCAACACUCCUCUGCCUGAUGUGACGCACCUGCACACCAAACGCAGCAUGAGUGAUGAAACUCUCUACAAGGGGUGCAAGAAAGAAGAGCCUGUCUAUGCAACACCCACAUUCAAAACGAAUAACUACCAAAGAGAUCAAACAAGUCAAAAAGAACUCCACUACAUGUGUUCCGUCCUUUUCACUGAUGAGGAGGAGGCAGACGCUGGUCGGGACAGAGCUGAGUGCAGAAUCAGAAGGAACAGCAUCCAAGGAAGGGAGAAGGUUUCAGGCUCAGAGGCCGAGGAUGGCAGUAAAGGAAGAUCAAGCUUGAUAUCAGCCUGGAAGAGAGAGUUUCGUCAGAGUUGCCGCCAAGUUCAGAGCAGAAUAAAAAAAACUGUCAUCAGAUAGUAUGAACUGUGUAAUUUUACGUAAAGGUUUAUCUGUUUGCUAAAAAAUCAGGAUUUGGGAUUUGGUGAGUUCUACACUAAGCUUUAAUCUUCUACAUGGGAGAGGUGUUGGGUUAUGAAUGGACAUACUGAACUCAGGAGCCUCUCAUAUGUAGUGUGUUGUGAGGAUGAAUGUGUUGUGAUACAAUAUUGUAAAGAACUGAUAGACCAAAGUUAUACUAAGUGUAUUUUUAUUGGUAGUAAUCAGCAAAGAUAAAAAAAAAUUACUGAAAGAAAAGAUGUACCUCUUCUUAGGUAAAUACCUAACUGUCUGAGUUGAAUAAAGUGAAAAUGAUAUGUUUUCAGGUUAGAAAAACACUUUUACAUUUAUAUUUAAAUUCAUGUAUGGUUAAACAUAAUGCUUUCAAGGAUGUGCACUCAAAUGAUUCCUCAACUUUGAGAUGCUUUGGCUUCAUAAUAUAAAGGUAACAUAAUUUAGCAAUGAAAGGCAUCAAAUAGUCACCAGGUAUUCACUCUGCCAGUAGAAAAUGCAUACAGAGUAUCAAAGAAUAAUGAAUCAUACUACUUAAAUAUUAGAUUAAUAAUGAAAUACUAAUGAACUUUUUUCAAAAGUACAGCAAUUUAAAUGUCUAAUAACAUUACAGAUGCUCUUGAGCCUUUGUAGAGCCAGACAAAGAUCUUAACAUGACAGGGCUGCUUGGUACAGCACUUUGUAAAUAAAUUUGGGUUCAGUGACAAAAGAUACAUCUGGUCAUAAAUGAAUUACUGUAGCUAUACUUCAAUGCACAUGCAAUACAUGUAUGAGUGAUAUUAAAAAUAAAUAUUAUCAAGUUCA
Molecule: messenger RNA, 4125 nt
Organism: Scylla paramamosain (green mud crab)
Lineage: Eukaryota; Metazoa; Arthropoda; Malacostraca; Decapoda; Portunidae
Product: hepatoma-derived growth factor-related protein 2-like
Exons: 4
Coding region: 556-3291 (911 amino acids)
Source: RefSeq, a predicted model, not a curated record